AUGACUUUACCAAAUCUAGCUGAUAGGAAGUUAACUUUUAAAGACGAUGAAGAGGACGAAGAGGGAUUUGUCAGAAUGACUCGUCAACUUACUAAUCUCGAGGACACACCAACUCCAACCGCAUCAAUUCUUCAACCUCCCACUGAAGCUUCUACACCUCAACCAUCAGAGACAGAAACGGAUUCAAUAUUUUUAAGACCACACAUAAAUUCAUUACACAAAUCAUCAUCAUUAAUUCGUCAAGCAUCACUUACAUCAGCAGUUUCAACACCAGGAGAUAAUAUAAAUACAAAUAACAAUAAUACACCUCUUGAA
Dentiscutata erythropus is the source of this 315-nucleotide messenger RNA. NCBI's taxonomy places the organism in Eukaryota, Fungi, Glomeromycota, Glomeromycetes, Diversisporales, Gigasporaceae. The record is from the annotation of a GenBank genome assembly.